AUGACGCUUUCAGUUAACCCUUACGGAGAAAAAUCAUAUUGGGAUGAAAUAUAUGAGAAGAAACCAGAGAAUUUUGAAUGGGUUGAGAACUAUGACACAUUAAAGGACUUUAUCACUUCGCAUGUCAAUAAAUCCGACAAAAUUUUGAUUCCAGGUUGUGGAAAUUCUGAACUUGGACCAGAAAUGAUAAAGGAUGGAUAUACAACGAUCGAUAAUACAGACUUUUCACAAGUUGUUAUUGACCAUAUGAAGAAAAUUCAUCCAGAUCAAAACUGGUUUGUAGACAAUUGUAGAAAAAUGAACAUUCCGGAUAACACAUAUGAUGUUGUUCUAGAGAAAAGUGUUAUUGAUGCUCUUGUUACACGAGACGAUGAUGAAGCCGCAGUUUUCGAAACUCUUUCAGAAUACACUCGAGUUUUGAAGAAAGGUGGUCAUGCAUAUAUUAUCUCAUUUGGUCAAGCUCCUGAUAGAGAAGACUACUUCAAAGCAGCAAAUGCUACAUGGAAAUACGAAGGAUAUAUCAAGCUGCCAAGAGAAGUUGCGCCAAAUAAUUAUAGACAUAUAUAUACAAUCAGCAAGCCAUAA
Messenger RNA from Trichomonas vaginalis G3, 585 nucleotides. Its product is annotated as methyltransferase protein. The transcript has a single exon. The record is from RefSeq and is a predicted model, not a curated record. NCBI's taxonomy places the organism in Eukaryota, Parabasalia, Trichomonadida, Trichomonadidae. Gene Ontology annotation, molecular function: S-adenosylmethionine-dependent methyltransferase activity. Bases 1 to 585 code for a protein of 194 amino acids.